Messenger RNA from Acytostelium subglobosum LB1, 1308 nucleotides. RefSeq lists its product as hypothetical. Bases 1 to 1308 code for a protein of 435 amino acids. Lineage: Eukaryota; Evosea; Eumycetozoa; Acytosteliales; Acytosteliaceae. Gene Ontology annotation, molecular function: phosphatidate cytidylyltransferase activity. The transcript has a single exon. Gene Ontology annotation, cellular component: endoplasmic reticulum membrane. The record is from RefSeq and is a predicted model, not a curated record.
AUGUCAUCAAACACACUUACUAAAAGAUCAAAUACAUCUCCAUCCUCAUCAUCAUCCUCCUCUUCAUCUCUGGUUGCAGAGCAAUCUGAUUCCAUUUCAAUCACCAACACUGAGAAGAUGGCCACCACCUCUUCAAAUAUAUCGACAUCCACCCCAGCCAAGCCUGUUAGUAGGUGGUAUGGCUGGUGGAUACGCUUUGCUUCCACAGUGGCAAUGUUUGCUACCUCGAUCUCUGUGAUAUAUGCCGGACAUUUGGUGACAAGUGCUGUCAUCUUCUUAUCCAACGUCAUUGUCUACAAAGAGAUCAGUACACUGAGCCGUCUGCAAACACACAAGGUCCAAUUGUCAUGGUUCUCGAGGGCUCUGAACUGGUACUUCUUCCUUGGCGCCAACUACUUUAUGAUCGGUCGUAUAUUCUAUGGACACUUUGCCAACUACUUCCAUACCACCGACAACGAGGUCCUUUCAUUCCUGUCCUACUACCAUAUCCUGAUCAGCUUCAUAAUGUACAUUGUUGGCUUUGUCCUGUUUGUAAUGACAUUGGAGGUGGGCAAGUACAAGCAACAGUUCAUUCAAUUGGCUUGGACACACAUGACCAUUAUUUCCACCGCUGCCCAGACCACCCUUUGGAUCUCCAACAUCUUCCAAGGAUUCAUUUGGUUCAUUCUGCCCACCAGUCUGGUCAUCUUGAAUGAUAUAUUCGCCUACGUGUUUGGUUUCUUCUUUGGAAAGACCCAACUUAUCGCAGUGAGUCCCAAGAAGACCUGGGAGGGAUUCAUCGGAGGCAUGUUCACCACCCUCAUCGGCUCAAUACUCCUGGCCCACUACUUCUCUGGCUAUAGCUGGAUGAUCUGUCCCAAGACCGACCUGAUCCUUCAUCCCACCACAUGUGUGCCAUCGGCCAUGUUCACCCGAACUACUACACCAGUGUUCAAAUGGCUUGUACCCUAUAUGUUUGGUAUCGAGUCGUUGCCAGUGUCACCGAUCAUUCUUCAUGCCUUUGUACUUGGUCUGUUUGCCUCGCUGGUGGCACCAUAUGGAGGAUUCUUUGCCAGUGGUCUAAAGAGAGCAUUUGGAAUCAAAGACUUUGGCUCGUCAAUCCCAGGUCAUGGAGGAAUCACAGACAGAACCGACUGUCAGUUCUUCAUGGGCACCUUCACCUACAUCUAUCUCUACACGUUUAUAAGUCGUCUGCCUGCCGUAGCCACUAUUCUCCAACGAGUAUCAUCACUAUCACCCAAGGACCAACUGGAUAUCUAUAUGAAGUUACAGUCCACUCUAUUGGAAAGUGGUUUAUUGGUAAACUAA